GAGACACAGUCAGGUCGGUGAUUGACAGGUGGGCUCCGCUGUCACGGUGACGCUCGGUGGGGGAGGAGUCAGCGCGGGCGCGCAGCUCGAGCGGCUGCUCGAGGUGUCAGUCCGUCAGUCGAGUGCGCGUGUGUGCGUGUCUGCGUAUGUGCGUGUGGGGACCGGCGACCGGCGCACACUGGCCCGAGGUUCGAGCGAGCGGCUCAUCCCCCUGCUUUUUAGGAGCUGGACACGGCGGCUCGCGGACACGACGGGCUCGCGCCCCGGCUGCCCAGUCAGUGCCUCCGCGCGCGAGACUAGCGCGCGACCCAGCUUUGUUUCGCGUCCCGCAGUUGGAAGGCGCGGCGCCGCGCCGCGUCGCGUCGGGAGCCCGAGCCCGCGCGCAGCGCGGCUCCGCUCGGGAAUACAGUGUGUGUGAGAGGCGCGCGCGCUCUCCCCGGGGGGUCUCUCCCCGGUGCUCUGGACGGAGGGGAAGGAGACCCCCGGACGCGCCGCUAUCCGUCACAUCGGGCUCCCCCACCCCCCAUGGAAGAGACUGAAAGUGAGCCCCACCGACAGACACCCCGCGCGAGGGGGUCGCCCCCCAGCACGAGCACCCUGUGAGCUCGGCGGACCCCCCACCCCACCGCACCCACCCCGGGAGGAGCACGAGGACUUCUCCCUCCUACACUCUCUUUAUUGAACAUUUUGAUCGUCAUCCAGGCGGAGAUGCGCUGAGUGUCAGUGUCGCCGCGGGAGGGGCCGAACGGGUCCCACAUCCAGGGCGGCGGAUCAGAAAUAAAAAACAACAAGAAAACAAGAGAUAAUUUGCUGAAAAACCGCAGAUCGAAGAUCUCGAGAAGCAGGUUUUCUUUUCGCCGCGUGUCGACCGAGCAUCAUCGUGCUUCCUGCAUGAGGAGGAGGAGGAGGAGGAAGGAGCAGGAUGCCGAGGAGGAAGCAGCAAGAGCCGCGCAGGUCUGCAGCCUACGUUCCUGAGGACGAGCUCAAAGCAGCUGCCGCAGACGGGGAGCUGCUGCAUGACGACGGCCUGUCCCUCGAUGGCCACGAUGGCGAAUUUGUCUACAAUGAAGACGACGACGGCAAGGAUCCAGCCAGCUACCAAAACUCCCCUCUCAGCACCGCCACCAAUCCGGAUGCAGGCUACGGCUCCCCGCUCAGUGACGCCAGCGACAGGCUGGCCGAUUUCAGGAGCACCUCCUCGAAAGAUGGCCAGGACAAGGAGGAGGUCCGCCCCGCUAGCAAUGGCGUCUCCCUGCAGGACAGUCUGGCGCGCAUGAAAGCCGUCUAUGCAAACCUGAUCUCGGAUGCAUCCUGGUCCAGUAUCGCUAUGGAUAUCAUGAAGGCGAAGCCAGCCGGUGCCAGUGCCAGUACCAGCAGCAACGGCAGCAGCAACGACAGCAGCCACAGCAGCGGGAGGGCUGGAGCCGGCAGCAACCAUGCCAGCAGCAAGAGCAACAACAACAGUAGCAACAGCAGCAGCAGUACCGCGAAUGGCAGUGCCGCUGCUGCCACAAACACUCCCACCGCCUCUGUCGUUACCUCCGUGAAUAAUGCCAGUGCUAACACUAACCACGGGUCCAGCAAUAGCGGAGGCCUCAGCUAUGACUGGCACCAAGCUGCUCUGGCUAAAACCCUGCAGCAGACUCCUUACCACCUACUUCCCGAACCGAGCCUCUUCAGCACCGUGCAGCUGUACAGGCAACACAACAAGCUCUACGGCUCCGUGUUCACCGGUGCCAGCAAGUUCCGGUGCAGAGACUGCAGCGCCGCCUACGACACUCUGGUCGGCCUCACUGUCCACAUGAACGAAACGGGCCACUAUCGCGACGACAACAAGGACAAAGACGAUGACAGAGGGAAGCGGUGGUCUAAGCCCAGGAAGCGCUCCUUGAUGGAAAUGGAGGGCAAGGAAGAUGCUCAGAAAGUGCUCAAGUGCAUGUACUGUGGGCACUCCUUUGAGUCCCUUCAGGACCUGAGUGUCCAUAUGAUCAAAACCAAGCAUUACCAGAAAGUGCCUCUAAAAGAGCCCAUGCCAGCCCUGGCCUCCAAACUGGUCCCUUCGACCAAAAAACGAGCACUUCAGGACUUGAUCUCGCCAUGCUCCCCAGAGUCUGCUGGAGGCACACCCGUUGGGGAGAGUGGGAAAGACCCCAAAGUGGCGAACCCCUACGUCACUCCCAACAAUCGCUAUGGCUAUCAAAACGGAGCCAGCUAUACCUGGCAGUUUGAGGCGCGCAAAGCCCAAAUUCUGAAAUGCAUGGAGUGUGGAAGUUCCCACGACACACUGCAACAGCUAACCGCCCACAUGAUGGUCACCGGCCACUUUCUCAAGGUUACCACCUCUGCCUCAAAGAAGGGCAAGCAGCUGGUAUUUGACCCUGUGGUCGAAGAGAAGAUUCAGUCUAUCCCGCUGCCUCCCACCAUUGCAAGGCUUCCGCCAUCCACUGUAAAAUCACAAUCGGGGUCUCCGAGUCACUCUUCUGAGUCAGAGGAGAAGCGAGAGCACGAGGAGAAAAAAAUGGACAUAGAUAUUCCAGAGAAACAGGUAAAAGAGGAAAAAGAGGAACUCACAGAGAAGACCGAUUCAAAUGCGCAGUACAAGUACCUUAGAGAAGAGGACUUGGAGGAGACUCCCAAAGGCGGUAUGGAUAUUCUCAAGUCUCUGGAAAAUACGGUCUCCAGUGCAAUCAGCAAAGCCCAGACUGGCACACCGACUUGGGGGGGAUAUCCCAGUAUUCAUGCCGCCUACCAACUCCAAAACUCGAUGAAAUCACCUUUGUCCGCGGUGCAGAGUGUCCAGGUCCAGCCGACGUUCAACGGUCACCCAAAAGCAACGCUGUGCGACUUGGUCAUUCCCUCUUCGAGGAGCCCAUCCCUUUCUCCCUGUCACCGAAACAACGUAUCUGCCAUGGAAGAGCUGGUGGAAAAGGUCACAGGAAAGACCUCCGUGAAGAAGGAGAAGGAAGAAGAGAAGAACUAUGAUAAGUACAAGCCGGUACCUGUCAAAACACCCUCACCGGUGCCGAAGGAAUACAGGGAUUCGCCCACCCCCGAUGACCUUAGCAAUAACUCUAGGGUCAAGAAUGGCAAAACAGGUGUGGAGGUGGAGACUAUGUGCAAGCAGGAGCCUAGAGAAAGCCUUGUGGAUAACUGCAUGAAGAACGGUCAAAAGGGUAUCAAAUCUCCCAUCAACAAUGGCUGCAACAGUCUGGGCAUAAUAACUGACCACUCGCCAGAACAGCCUUCGAUCAACCCCCUCAGCGCACUGCAGUCAAUAAUGAACACUCACUUGGGCAAGGCCUCAAAACCCGUUAGUUCUACACUUGACCCCCUAGCUAUGCUGUACAAGAUCAGCAACAGCAUGAUGGAGAAGCCCAUCUAUAACCCAGCUCAGGUUAAGCCGGUUGAGUCCAUAAACCGAUAUUAUUAUGAAGACAAUGACCAGCCCAUGGACUUGACAAAAUCAAAAAACGGCAACGGCGCCACCUCUACUCUCAGCAAGAGCAAUCUCAACGGGAGCAGUGGCCGAGCUGUCCGACUGGGCUUUUCGGAAAGAGUUGCUUCUCCGCUGCGGGAGAACGCAUUGAUGGACAUUUCGGACAUGGUGAAGAACCUAACGGGUGGGCUGACACCCAAGUCUUCAACCCCAUCCUCCAUUUCAGAAAAGUCUGAUGCAGAUGGCAGCACAUUCGAGGACACCUUGGAGGACAUGUCGCCCAUUCAGAAGAGGAAAGGUCGACAGUCCAACUGGAACCCUCAGCACCUCCUCAUCCUCCAGGCCCAGUUCGCCUCCAGCCUUCGGGAGACGCCCGAGGGGAAGUACCUGAUGACGGACCUUGGCCCCCAGGAGCGGGUGCACAUCUGCAAGUUCACGGGGCUCUCGAUGACCACCAUCUCGCACUGGCUGGCCAACGUGAAGUACCAGCUGCGGCGGACAGGCGGAACCAAAUUCCUGAAGAACAUAGACUCCGGUCAGCCGGUUUUCCUGUGCAGCGACUGUGCCUCUCAGUUCAGGACUCCUUCCACCUACAUCAGCCACUUGGAGUCACACUUGGGCUUCAGCUUGACGGACCUCUCUAAGCUGUCCAUGGACCAUAUCAGGGAGCAGCAGGCUGUCACCAAAGCCAUCGAGGACAAAGAGUUUGGCUCUGUGGCGCUGUCUGAGGACGACUCCCUGUACCAGUGCAAGCUGUGCAGUCGGGCCUUCGUGAGCAAGCACGCCAUCAAGCUGCAUCUCAGCAAGACGCACAGCAAAUCGCCCGAGGACCACCUCGGGUUUGUCAUGGAGCUCGAGAAGCCAGAUACACCUUAAAACCUAAGGGGGAGGGGGGGGUGUCGCUCGCUCUUUCUCCCACCGGACGAUUUAUUGCACUAAACUUGAUCACCGUACUGCACUGGGCGUCAAAUGAGCCUUCAGAAAUCAGUCCUAUGUUGUGAAACUGCCUAACUGGACCAUGACCUUAUUGCAUUGUUUUUGGUCAGUUUUGUUCCCUUUGAUUUUUAACACUUGUUUUGUAAUGUAAUUUAUAUGCCCUUUUGUCUGUGCAUGUCAUAUAGUGAUUCUAGCUUAAACACUAGUUUCCAUUCUGUUUCUAUAAAAAAUGAAAAAUAAACUACUGUU
Scleropages formosus (Asian bonytongue) is the source of this 4621-nucleotide messenger RNA. RefSeq names its product teashirt homolog 1-like. Gene Ontology annotation, molecular function: DNA binding; DNA-binding transcription factor activity, RNA polymerase II-specific. The transcript is spliced from 3 exons. Gene Ontology annotation, cellular component: nucleus. The record is from RefSeq and is a predicted model, not a curated record. The coding region runs from base 923 to 4312 and encodes 1129 amino acids. Gene Ontology annotation, biological process: regulation of transcription by RNA polymerase II. Lineage: Eukaryota; Metazoa; Chordata; Actinopteri; Osteoglossiformes; Osteoglossidae.